AUGACUGAAGGAAAGAUUUUAUACCCACGCGAAAGGGUAUGGACCGAAAAAACAAGCGAAGUUGCAUGGACUAUAGUCACAUUUUCUCGUAGGAAUCUUGGACUUUCCGUUUCUCCGUGUGUUGCUUCGAGUUUCUUGUAUCUUCAUUAUUAUUACGAAAAAACGGAGAAAACACCUUAUCCAAAUUACAUGCUUCUUACAACAUCGUUAUUCUUAGCCACAAAAGUUUAUGAUUAUUAUCGUCCUAUUGAUUUAAUCUUUCAAGAAAUUGCUAAAACAUCUAUAGCUAUUACAAAGCAUAUACCACAGAAAUUUGUUCAGCUUGUUAUGGGAAACCGUGAUUUCAAUGAUACAAAACUUUCUGAUGCAGAAAAGAAUAUGAUAGCUGAAAUAGAAAUUUGCCUCUUAAAUGCAAUAAAAUGGGAUUUCAACAUGGAUCUUUCCUUUUAUUACUUGACAAAAUUCGGAAAUCUUUUUGAAGGACUAAAUUAUGACGAAAAAGUAGUUUCAAAUAUAACCGAUUCAAUAAUACGUGAUUUGUGUCUCUGUACACGAUCUCCAUCUAUGCUUCAUUUGAAUCAAGAAACAAUUGCUGUAGCUUCUAUUAUUCAUUCAUUUGGAGAGUAUGAGCUAACACCUCAAAUCAAACAGUGGGUAGAAAAUAGGCGCGCUUCAAACGAAGAGCUCGUUGCAAAACUUAUAGAAUACAUGAUUGUUCAAUCCAAAGGCUGCGCAAAGGUGAAAUAA
This is a messenger RNA of Trichomonas vaginalis G3, 747 nucleotides long. RefSeq names its product cyclin-like family. The record is from RefSeq and is a predicted model, not a curated record. NCBI's taxonomy places the organism in Eukaryota, Parabasalia, Trichomonadida, Trichomonadidae. The transcript has a single exon. The coding region runs from base 1 to 747 and encodes 248 amino acids.